Molecule: messenger RNA, 1176 nt
Organism: Hypomesus transpacificus
Lineage: Eukaryota; Metazoa; Chordata; Actinopteri; Osmeriformes; Osmeridae
Gene: ppp1r27b
Product: protein phosphatase 1, regulatory subunit 27b
Exons: 4
Coding region: 225-908 (227 amino acids)
Molecular function (GO): phosphatase binding
Source: RefSeq, a predicted model, not a curated record
ACACCCCAUAAGUCAUGGCCAUAUGAAUACCACCUCAUUGCCAAUCUGUUUCAUCGCUCAUGCUGUAAAGUGACCUGUUUACAGCAACAUGGUUAUUUUCCUCAGUGAUGCUCUGUCAUGAUACUUGACCUGGUCAGUUGACAUACCCUGGCAGUAAACUGUUUUUACACCGCCUUAGUGUUUACUAGAAGUUUCUGUCCCCCCCCCACCCUUUUCAGAGCUGUAUGACCACUUGUUUGCAUGAUGCAUCUGGAAGUGGAAGAGACCACUUUCCAGAAAGGGGGUUGAUGUUGACUAAAUGGUAUUUCGUGUGGUUAAAACAGAAGCUGGUGUCAACUGCUGUAUUGGCUGGAGAUAUGAGAUGGAUCCUGGAGCUUGUGACACGGUGUCAUCGUCUCUUGAAGAUGAAGUAUUACCAGUACCCAGUCCCUCAGACCAUGGGAGUAAAGGUUCUGUCUCCCGACAAAUGUGGGUCCCUCUCCUGCAAAGGGUCUGCCUCUCUCAAACCCAUCCGCAGCGUGCACUUCCCCAACGACAUCGUCUUCCAGGAUUACGUGCGCCAGGGCGAGCUUGAGAGGAUCGGACGAUUCAUCCGAGCCAGGAGGGUCAGCCUUGACACCAUCUACCACUCUGGCAUGGCAGCCAUCCACGAGGCGGUGUUGUCCGGGAACCUGGAGUGUGUGCAGCUGCUGGUGAAGUACGGAGCAGACGUCCACCAGAGGGACGAGGAGGGCUGGACGCCGCUCCACAUGGCCUGCAGCGACGGCUUCCCAGACAUCGCCAGGUACCUGCUCUCUCUGGGCGCCGACCACGAGAUCGAGAACGAGUGUGGGGAGAAGCCGUCUGACCUCAUCGACCCCGAAAACAAGGAGCUUCUGCAGCUUUUCGGAGUCGGGGGAGAUGACUAAGCCCCUCCCCUUUUCUGAAACGCAUCAAUCUGCUUCCUGGUUCUCCAGGCUGCCCUGCGGCAACGGGACAAAAUGGACAGAAGACGGUCAGAUAAUUCUGUGUCAGACGUCUUCCCUGGGUGCUGGGAUACGUCUUGUCAAUGCUGGUUGGCUGGCCAGUGAGAGUGGGAUGAGCUGUGAUUGGAGAGAGGCUCUUAACAAGGCACGGUCAGCUGACUCUGCUUUCUGCAGCGCUGAAAAAGAUGUGAGAUCGUGAACUACAUUCUAU